Phytophthora sojae is the source of this 600-nucleotide messenger RNA. RefSeq lists its product as hypothetical. The record is from RefSeq and is a predicted model, not a curated record. Lineage: Eukaryota; Oomycota; Peronosporomycetes; Peronosporales; Peronosporaceae. The transcript has a single exon. The coding region runs from base 1 to 600 and encodes 199 amino acids.
AUGUACACCAGUACAAAGUCAACCCUGAUCAAGAAGCUCGCCGUCAUAAACUACCUAGCUGUGGUGCGCAAAAUGCGUGCUACCAUCGAGCAUUUCUACCCCAACCUCGCCGCUACUGACUACAACUCUAAACGCACGACAAUUCUACGCUGGGCGCGCAAUCGCAACAAGCUGGUAGCCGCGGCCGCCGCAGGAAGAGGAGAGCACAAGAAGGUACGCAACAGGGGGGUGGCUACAAUCCUGUCCGCGGAGAAUGAGACAGAGAUUGCCCAGUGGGUCGAUGAGCUGCGUGGAGACGGUAUCCCUGUCUCCACGCAAAUGCUAACAGACAAGGCGCUGGACGUUGUGGAGAAGGCAGAGGUCAAGGACGUCAAGGCGUCCGACAAGUGGGUCGCUGUGUUCAAGCGCCGUCACCUGUUCAGCCUACGUUGUCCCACGCGUCAAAGCCAGCUUAGCCCCGCCAACCUCGACGAGAUCGCAGCCGACUUUGCUGCAGAGGUCGACGCAACCGUGCGAAAUCUCGGCAUUAAGCGUGUGUAUACCGCUGAUCAAACGGGUAACGUAACUGCUGUGUGUGGGCUAAUACUAUUAUUAAUGUGA